AAAUAAACUGCAACAUUAAACACACACAACGUACACUGUGCAGUUUGCGGGCUAGCUGUGACUUAAACACGCCGUGUUGCGCCUCUAUCCAAGGGUGAACGGGAGCGCUUCAGCCACCCUCGCCCACCCUCGGCUGCCUUGAAUAAACUUUCAUCCCAAUCGUGUGCUGUGAAAAUCACACAACAAAAACAAGCGCAGAGUUUUAGUUUUUAUUCGCACAGCCAUUUGCUUAGUGCCACAGCAAAGCCGCGGGCGUGGCGUCCACGGAAACGGACACGGACACGGCUAGGGACGCGGGGACAGACGCACACACACAAACACACAGACACACACACUCACACGGAGACAGUAGCGGCAGUUGCAACGGGACCAUUUCAAUUUUUUGUCUCUCGUUUUCGUCCUGUGUUAAUUUGUCCUGCAUUUGUAGCAACAGUGAAAAAUAACUGCGCAAAGUUUUACUUUCGCCCGUGGAAAAUAUUUGAUGCAUUCGCAGUCGACGGCUACUGAAAACGAAAAUCAUCAAACGAAAAGUUGAGCAAUUAAAAGGAUUAAAAGCAAGGACUCGAACUGGGACAGAGGAAAACAUCAUCAUCAUCAUCGGAUUCAUCGGAAUCAGCGGCCAACAUCUGCGGCAUAUCGGGUGUGUGUCUCUCUCUCUGUCUUCCCCACUCUGUGUACGUAUUUCCUCGGGUCUGUUUGUAAUGGUAGUCAGAAUGUUAGAGCGGGCUGCGCAUGGUGCAAAUUGUGGCAGUUGAAAUACUUGCGGUCGGGCGCAGCACACUUGUACAUUCGUAUUCAAUAUCUGGGCAACUAGCAACUAGCAUAGAGCGACUGCGACUGGGACAGGCACUGGCUCUGGCUCUCGGGCACUGGGACUGGGAGCGCUUCAGUUGUGUGUGAGGUAUGCAAAUAAACGGUCUGGCUGCCGGACCAACCAUGGCCGCAUCAGAGCCACCAGAGCCGCCGCCACGCAAUCCGGAUCGCAUAAAUGCCUCGCUGCACAAGCUCGGCGAAUCCAAAAUUGUCAAGUCGCUGGACUCGAGUGUGGGCGCGCUCAAAGAGAAGUCCGUCAACAACAACAAGCCCGUUAAGCCGGUGCUUUCUCUGGACAACAGCAGCAGCAGCAGCCAGGCGGCUGGUGGUGGUAUCACCUCCUCGACUUCAUCGGCAGGCGCAGCGCCAUCCACUUUAAAGCAGCCCAGCCUACUGGCAGGCAAACGGGAACUGACACCCUCCGCCUCCGAUACCAGCAGCAGCUCCCCGGCCAGCUCGAAUGGGAGCAAUCAGACGCUCACGCCACCCAUGACCAUCGACAACCAGAAUCGCCUGGCCGCCAAGGGCGACACAUUGGGACAAGCACAAGCUGCGGUGAUUGGGAUUGGGAUUGGUCUACCACAGUCGCAAUUAGUGAAUGGUAGCAGCGCCAACUCCGGCACCACAAUAUCCACGGCAGCCAUGAUCCAUGCGAAUAACUCAAAUUUGAUUGCCGCCGGUCACUUGGCCCAGGUCAACGCCAGCGGCAGCCAGCUCAGCGCCGUCGACAAGAGAAAUGCGAAUGAUGUUUGCUCGAUUGUGAAAUUAAUGGAACCGGAGCUGGCAGCGGUCGGCGCAGCCUCAUUACCUACCAUAUCGAAGACAAUGAAAGUUAAAUCCUCAACGGCAAUGCCCGUACCCAUGCCCACGGCCAUGCUGAAGCCGUUGGCAUCCCCAACGUCCUGCUCCCCGACAUCGGCUGCAUCCGCCGCGCUGCUGAUGCUAGAGGCGACCACCACAAGCCAACACAUAAACUCGAACAGCAUUCCUGAUGGCAAUCGCAAUGACGAGUCAAAGUUCAUAUUUCGUCCAGAGACGGCCAUGAAGCUUCGCGAGGAGAACGAACGUUUAAAUGCGGAGCUGCUGCGCCUGCGCCGGCUGCUCGAGCAUUCGACGGACGGAGCCGUAGGUGGUGCUGAACCAGGUUCCGCCGACCUGGAUGCAGCCCAGCCAUCUGCGUCGCAGGAGCGCGUAGAACGGCUGGAAACGGAGCUGCGCAGCGUGAAGAAUCAGUUGCUGACCAUGCGGCUGGAACGUAAGAAACUCCGCACCGAUAAAUCCGAUCUCUUGGGCCAGGUGAAACAGUUGUGCGCCUCGCUGCAGGAGAAGGAGCAGGAGUUGCGUGACUUUAUACGCAACUAUCAGGAGCGUGUGCGCGAGACAGAGUCAACCAAUGCCAAGAUCUCGGGCGAUCGUGACCGUGAGCGCUUCCAGCUGCUGAAACAGGCGCGCGAUGAGGCCGAGCGCUCACUCGCACUGGCCCAGCAGCUAUCGGCGCGCGAUCUCCAGCUGCAGCGGCUGCAGGAACAGCUGCUAGAGGCGCGACGCCAGCUGACGGGCUGCCUAUCCGACCAGGAGAGCCUGCAUUCAUUCGCGCCGCUGACGCCACCAUCGGCUGCCUCCGGCAUGCUCAGCCAGAUGGCCGGCGGUUCGGGUCUAGCAGGCAACCUGAGCGGCCUGCGUGGCACAGCCGAGGACAGUGGCCGUGGCAACUCGAACUCAUUGUCGGCGUUUAGCGGCAGCCUCAGUGGUGGCUCCGGCGCCACAGUCGGAGAUCGCAACUCCUGCUCCAAUGACUCGGGCCUACGGAAUAGCAGCGAUCGCGAGAGCACCGGCGGGGAGCUCAACUUCAGCGACGGCACCUGCGACAACGGGCCCUGCAUCACCGUCGAUCCGGACAGCAUCUCUCUAGUCUCCAGCCAGAACAUGUACCAAUUUGGCACGCCCAAGGAACGCAGUCCUACACUCUCGCCUCUGAACUCGGGCGCCUAUUCCAGGUCCGUGGAGCAGCUCUCGCCGGAUGCCGAGGGACCAGGCGGCGCUGGCGCCAUAACUCGCAAGUUUGGUAACAAAAGCGGACCGCUGGGCGCACGAAACGGUCGCGGUGGCACCUGGGGCAGCAUCUCGCGUGUCUUUGCACGUUCCCGUAACAAGAGCAAGGCCCUGUCCGCCGAUGGGGUGACCGAGUAUAGCGACUACUCAUGGAAUCCACUAUCCGAGGAGGGCUAUGCCGAAAAGCUGCGACUGCUGCGUGAGGCCUCCCAGCUGCCCAUAGAACGCUGGCGAGCCACGCAGGUGCUGGCCUGGCUGGAGGUGGCUCUGGGCAUGCCACAAUAUAGCGCACGCUGUGCGGAGAACGUGAAGAGCGGCAAGGUGCUGCUCGAGCUGAACGACGUUGAGCUCGAGGCCGGCUUGGGUUUGGGCCAUCCCAUGCAUCGCAAGAAGUUGCGCCUGGCUAUUGAAGAGCAGCGACGUCCGGAGCUGGUGCGCUAUCCAUUGAUCACACAACUGGGCCACACUUGGGUUGCCACUGAGUGGCUGCCGGACAUCGGGCUGCCGCAGUACGCUGAGCCCUUCCUGCAGUCGCUGGUUGAUGCCCGCAUGCUGGACACCCUGUCCAAGAAGGAGCUGGAAAAGUUUCUCGGUGUGACGCGAAAAUUCCAUCAGGCCAGCAUUGUACAUGGCAUUCACGUGUUGCGCAUUGUCAAAUAUGACCGUCAGACGCUGGCCAUGCGACGGGUGCAAUCGGAGACUGUCGAUACGGAUCCCAUUGUCUGGACUAACCAACGCUUCAUACGCUGGGUGCGCUCCAUUGACCUGGGCGAGUACGCGGACAACCUGAAGGAUAGCGGCGUCCAUGGCGGACUUGUUGUGCUGGAGCCAUCCUUUUCGGGCGAUACCAUGGCAACGGCGCUGGGCAUUCCCCCAUCAAAGAACAUAAUACGACGCCAUCUUAAUACGGAAUUUGAUGCCCUCAUCCUGCCCGCAAGAUACAUAAUAUACUGUCAAAUGGAAGAAUUUCAAAUGGAAAACUCCCGGCAAUUGGCCAAAUUGCAGGGCCAUUAAAUCAAAAAAACAAAAAAAAAAAACAUAUAUACAUAUAUAUAAAAUCAAAAUUCAAAUCGAAAUCAAAAUCACGUCAAAAUUAUUCUCAUAAUGCCAGUGGCAAAAAAUGUGUGUAUUUGUAAUCAACAAGUAACUCGAUGGGAUUCAACUCGAUUCAAUAUUUAAUAAUGUAUUUAGCUAAGCUGAUUGGUAAUUCUAGGAAGAGAACAAUAAUUGGAGCACAGCGCUAAUCAAAUCAACAUAAUUAAAUACUCACUUAGUAUAGCAAAGAAAUUGAAUAUUUAUGCAUAAGCAUCGAAAUAACUCGUAGGACUUGUAAUCAGACAAAACCACCCCACCCCGAUACUCAUGACCCAACAGAAAACAAAACAAAAACAAAUUAGAGUGAAAUCCCAGUAAAUCACAUAUCGAAAAUCUGAGGAGCUUUGCAUUAUCGAUAUGUCCAUAUUAUACUAAAUAUAGUUAGUGCGAAUCGGGUCGCGAAAUCUGUGUACGCUUUGCAGCUUAACAAGUUUACCACUUACAUACAAAUAUAUAGUAUAUAUAUAUAUAGUAUAUGUAUAUGGUAUAUAGGUAUAUUACACAACUGAAAUCUUUGCAUUUAAGCCGAACAGCACAGCCGCAAAAGUAAAAACGCGACACUAUUAAAACUCACGCGAGUCGAAUAGAGUUAUUAAAGCAUAAAUAGAAUUCUUUGUAUCGAUGUUAUUUGCAUUUGCAGUAUAAGAGAUACGCACAGAUAUUGGAGACAACAUAGAUGUGUGUUUAGGUUUAGUGGGCCAGCGUAAAUUUGGGUAGCAAAUCUUUAAGUAGCGAACGCGAUUCGUUUAUAGUUUUAUAUAUAAAUAUGUAUUAAUCUAUAGCCAAAACAUAUUAUGCAUAGAACAGAUACCAAAAAACAAAAAAAGAAAACACAGCAGACAUUAAAUGUGUAAUAAAGCAUUCUUCUAGCAACUAUUUAUACAGAUAUAUGUGAAAACAUAAACUGGGCUCAAUUGCCUGUGUAACUAAUGUGGACAGCCGUCCACUGUGAUACAGAUACAGAUACAGAUACAUAAACUGAACAUUAUACUAACAUAAAUAUAAUUGGAUUAUCUGCAAACAGAUUUGCUAGAUUUUCCGGUUAAACAUACAAACAUGCAUACUCACAUAUGUGUACAUUGUGCAUUCACACCUGAACCACCAAUACAUAUACAUACAUAUAUAUAUAUACAUACACACAUGCAUUAGCUUGUUUUCUUCUCAGUGUUGCCUACUUUUGUGCGCCCAAAAAAGCCGCCUACCACAUUUCGAAAUGAUAUUUCGACGUAGUUCAUAUCUGUUAGUUUUCGUUUACUUUAAACACAACCGCAUCCAAAUCCCAAAACCCAAUAUCCUAGAUAUUUAUUGCCAAGUCAAUGCAAUGUCAAUUGUAAGUAAAACUCAAGUGAUUUUUCGAGUUAAAAUUAGCACACUUUGUCUAAGUAUGUGUCUAUAUUUAAGUAGAUUUUUUGUUUGUCUACUCGUUGUCUACAAAUAUGUUUUGAUGUGAAUGAAGCAAUGCUUCCACCAAAUUUAUUUCAUACGGUAUACUAUACUAGCAUUUAUGUAAACCUUAUCAUUUCGGGGCCCCACAUCAUCUCUCUUAUAUAUAACUUAGCCAUAAUUUUGUUGUUUACGCUACAAGUAGUCAAUUAUGCAAAAAUAAUAACAAUACCAAUAUCGAUACACACAAAUUUCUCAAUAUUAUUAACCGUUUUUGUCUUUGUCCUGUUUCUUUUCUACUUUCUAUAUUUUCAUAUAUACUAUUUCUUUCAAUUUGGUAAAAUCCUCAAUUCAAUUGUAUACAAAAUCAACGGCUUGUUGUUGCUAUCCUUGUGUCUUGAUUGUUUACAAUAAUGCAUUAUACAACACUACUACCACAACAACAACAACAACGACAACAACAACUGCUACAACAACAUCACUUUUGGCAUCUGUGCGUGUCUGUGUGUGUGCGUGUGUGCGUGUGCUUGCCUGCCUGCCUGUCUAUGCCUCUGCCUCUGCCUCUGUCUCUGCCUGCCCCGUUUUGUGUCUACUAUUCAUUUGUGCCAAAUGCAACAAAAUUCUCCACAUGCACAAACAUAUAAACACCCAACCAACACCCACUCCCACACACACACGCCCACGGCCACGUC
Molecule: messenger RNA, 6035 nt
Organism: Drosophila novamexicana
Lineage: Eukaryota; Metazoa; Arthropoda; Insecta; Diptera; Drosophilidae
Gene: Liprin-gamma
Product: kazrin
Exons: 10
Coding region: 904-3879 (991 amino acids)
Molecular function (GO): protein binding
Source: RefSeq, a predicted model, not a curated record